This is a messenger RNA of Papaver somniferum (opium poppy), 2936 nucleotides long. Its product is annotated as serine/threonine-protein kinase rio1-like. Gene Ontology annotation, molecular function: protein serine/threonine kinase activity; ATP binding. The coding region runs from base 82 to 2721 and encodes 879 amino acids. Gene Ontology annotation, biological process: protein phosphorylation. Lineage: Eukaryota; Viridiplantae; Streptophyta; Magnoliopsida; Ranunculales; Papaveraceae. The record is from RefSeq and is a predicted model, not a curated record. The transcript is spliced from 22 exons.
ACCGGGGAUAAGUACCCUAUAAAACACCUCUUUCGUUCUCACAAAAUCCGUCUGUAUUUUCACCCAGCAAUCCUAAUUACCAUGGACAAUUCUACUACUAGUUUUCGUUCUCAAAACCAUGAUUAUCAUCAACAGCGACGAAGAAGCCCUAAAGCGAAAGGUAGAAGAAACCCUAGAAUCGAUUCGGAAGAAGAAUUUUCGUUGUCAGAUAAUGAUGAUGUAAUUGGAGAAGCAGCUUUAAAUUGGUUAGAUUACUAUUCCAAAUAUGAUGGAUCUGCUGUUCAUCUGUGUUCUAGACGACCUGGAGUUCAUCUUCAGCCUAUCUCUAAUCGAAACCCUAACCAUCGUCACCGACCUUCCCCAUUACAAGUGAGAGAAGGCAAGGAAAAUACGAGUUCUGUUACCACUGCUAUGCGUCAAAGUCUCCGAGUAGCAGCCAAUGGCGCAACUAAAACCACUGACAAAAGAUACUGUGCUACUCUUGAACAGGCUAUUGAUGCAAAAACCCGCAUGGUGUUGUUGAGAAUGCUGAAUUGUGCAAUAUUUGAUGACAUUAAUGGCUGCAUUUCUACUGGGAAACAAGCCAAUGUUUAUCAUGCGACAAAAUAUGAUGGUCAAGAAUUUGCAGUAAAGGUUUACAAAACUUCAGUACUAGGAUUCAAGGACAUGGAUUGUUAUAUACAAAGGGAUUGUCGUUUUAGGCAUGGUUACUGCAAGCACAAUCCAUGGAAAGUCGCUAAGACUAGGGCAGAAAAAGAAAUGAGUAACCUUAUGAGGCUAAAGGCAGCAGGGAUCAGGUGUCCAUCUCCAAUACAUUUGAAGCUUCAUGUGUUGGUCAUGGAAUUCAUAGGAAAAUCAGGGUGGGCUGCUCCUCGUCUCAAGGAUGCAAAUCUAUCUGAAGACAAGAUGGGUGAUUGUUAUGUUCAGAUUAUUAUGGUGAUGCGAAAUUUAUACCGAAAGUGCAAACUGGUGCAUGGAGACUUGAGCGCAUAUAAUAUACUCUAUUACGAGGGUAACUUGCACAUUAUCAACGUUUCCCAAUCUGUUGACUUUGACCACCCUCUUGCGUCAGACAUCUUACGUGAAGAUUGCAUUCGUGUUUCUGAUUUUUUCAGGAUGAAUGGCGUGGGAGUUAUGACCAUGUGGGAACUGUUUUAUUUCAUAGUAGAUUCAUCUAUUACUGAUGAAUCUGUGGAAUGUUAUUUAGAAAAGAUGCAACAGAACAUUUCGUUUAGGGAUAGUUUGAUGUCUGUGGAGGAUUGGAAGAUGUUAAGGACGCUUGGUCAACAGAAGGACGCCGAGGAGGAUGUUGACAGGAUCACAGGUUGCCAGGAUGCCGUAGAUUUGACAUUUAUAAUUCCAGAAUUCGAGCACUCUCUUUUGCCAGCUCCAGAACAGUUGCAGUUACUAACGCAGCCAAAUAAAUGGGACAUGGACAAUAUCUUUGAACGGACGGACAUCUCAACCAGCAGUGGAACAGAAUCCGGAAUAGAUGAAGAUGACGAUUCUAGUGAUACACAGGAGACACUCCCUGCAGCUCGAAAAAAGAACAAGAGAGAAUGUGCUUCUGUUGAACAGGCCAUUGACAUUGAUUCAAGAACUCGUAUGGUGUUGUUCAGAAUGAUGAUACAAGAAAUAUUUGAUGAGAUUAAUGGCUGCAUUUCUGCUGGGAAACAAGUCAAUGUCUAUCUUGUGUCAAAACGUGAUGGUCAAGAAUUCGCAGUAAAGGUCUAUAAAACUUCAGGAUUCAAGGGUUUUAUGCAGGGUGACUGCAAGCAGGAUCGCAGAAAAAUGAUUAAGACUAGGGCAGAAAAAGAAAUGAGGAACCUAGUGAGGCUAAAGGAAGCAGGGAUCAAGUGUCCAACUCCAAUACUUUUAACGCUUCCUGUUUUGGUCAUGGAAUUCAUAGGAAAAUCUGGGUCGGCUGCUCCUUGUCUCAAGGAUGCAAAUCUAUCUGACGACGAAAUGCGUGAAUGUUAUGUACAGAUUAUUAUGGAGAUACGAAAUUUAUACCAAAAGUGCAAACUGGUGCAUGGAAACUUGAGCGAAUACAAUAUACUCUAUUACGAGGGUAACUUGCACAUUAUUGAUUUUUCCCAAUCUGUGGACCUUGACAACCCUCUUGCGUCUGACAUCUUACGUGAGGAUUGCAUCCGUGUUUCUGAUUUUUUCAAGAUGAAUGGCGUGGGAUGUACGACUGUACGUGAACUACUCGAUUUCAUAGUAGAUUCAUCUAUUACUGAUGAAUCUGUGGAAUGUUAUUUAGAAAAGAUGCAACAGAAAAUUGUGGCUAUGGGAAAUGUGUUCCCCGCGGAUGAUAAUGCUGCAGAUUGUAUUUCUGAGAAGCAGCCAAAGGAAUCAGACACAAAUGGUACCUCUACUGAACAGAAGAACAACUUUGGAGCCGUAUCUGGGACAGAUGAGGGGCAGGAAGAUUAUUCUAGUGAUUCAAAAGGAGUAGAGCCUUACGAUAUUACACAGGAGGCGCUCCCCGCAGACAAAAAGGCAGCUCGAAAAAAGAACAAGAAGAAAGUCAAAGAAGGGAACAAGAAGGCUCCGGAGAGUACACAGGGGACACUCCCUGCAGACAAAAAAGCAGCUCGAAAAGAUCACAAAAAGAAAGUCAAAGAAGAGAGGAGAGAGGUUCGCAAGAGUUUAACUUUACAAGAUGCGAAGAAAAAAAAGAACUGGGUAGGUAAUAUUAUUAAUAGGUUCCCCUAAUUUAUAGGAUUAGCAUAGACUAAGAUGCUUCUCCUGGAAAAUAACAGUAUGUUAUGCCUGUUGGUGUAUUGAUUUUAAAAUAUACUGCUAGUAGUUGAGGAAUGCGUUUGCUAGUAGUUGAGGAAUGCGUCUAAUAUCUGUAACUAAAUUAUGAAGUCUCCAGUCUAGGUUGAAGCUUCCAUUAUUAACUGCGUCUGCAACUAUCUUUGAGUCUA